Rubroshorea leprosula is the source of this 724-nucleotide messenger RNA. Lineage: Eukaryota; Viridiplantae; Streptophyta; Magnoliopsida; Malvales; Dipterocarpaceae. The record is from the annotation of a GenBank genome assembly.
CCAGAUCUUGAAGUGGGUUUGUUUGAUUUUCUGAAACAGCAGUGAAAAGGGUUUUGAUUAGAGAUGGCUCAUGUAAUUGAAAAUGGGUUUCACAUCCAUGGUGCUUUGGGAUCGCUUUUGGCAUUGGUUUUCUACUUGUGCUUAAGGAGUCCAACAGUCAUAGCCUCUUCCUCUUGUCCUUCUUGUGCUUGUAAUUGCUUCCAAGAAAAUGCAUUUCUUUCAGCAUUAGAAUCUCUGAACAACACAUUUGCAGGUUGCGGUAAAAAUGAUCCAGAGGUACAUGCAGAAUUGAAGAAAAAUGUUACGGAAUUACUAAAUGAGGAGCUGGAAUUACUUGAGAUGGUAACCAAUGAUACAUUACAACACUCAGCAGCAGUACUUUUGGAAACCAGAAGACAUGCUUUGGACUACAGAAAAGAAGCAGAAAAGUGCAAUGCAGGAGUAGAAAGCUGCGAGCUAGCAAGGGAGAGAGCUGAAGCAGAACUAAGAGAGGAGAAGAAACUUACAGCAUUGUGGAAGCAACGUGCACGUAAAUUUCAUAGACCGAAAAAAUGUGUGUGCAUAUACAUAUAAUUGUUCAGCAAACAGGUGUAUCUCAAGAUGUUAAUAUGAUCACUUGUUCUUCGGUCUUUGAAGCAAAAAACUUGGAUUUUUUUAGUUAUUUUCUCUUGUAAAGCUUAUCUUCAUGCUACUUCCUAAUUGGGAAAAAAUGGAAAAAUCACUU